Messenger RNA from Condylura cristata (star-nosed mole), 4577 nucleotides. RefSeq names its product minichromosome maintenance complex component 9 (gene MCM9). The transcript is spliced from 13 exons. The record is from RefSeq and is a predicted model, not a curated record. Gene Ontology annotation, biological process: double-strand break repair via homologous recombination. Gene Ontology annotation, molecular function: single-stranded DNA helicase activity; ATP hydrolysis activity; single-stranded DNA binding. The coding region runs from base 114 to 3524 and encodes 1136 amino acids. Lineage: Eukaryota; Metazoa; Chordata; Mammalia; Eulipotyphla; Talpidae. Gene Ontology annotation, cellular component: nucleus; MCM complex.
CCCGCCCCCACUGGCCCCACCGCCCGGCCGCAGCGCUCCGUCCCCUCGGGCCUCGGAAACUGCGCGCCCCGUUGGCUUCUGACGCCUCGUAGCCACCAUUACCUUCAUUCAAGAUGAAUAGCGGUCAAAUUACACUGGUUGGUCAAGUGUUUGAGUCUUACGUCUCAGAAUACCAUAAGAAUGAUAUUUUUCUAAUCUUGAAGGAAAAGGAUGAAGAUGCUCAUUAUUCAGUUGUGGUUAAUGCCAUGACCCUUUUUGAGACCAAUAUGGAAAUUGGGGAAUAUUUCAAUGCAUUCCCCAAUGAAGUACUCACUGUUUUUGAUAGUGCUCUUCAAAGGUCAGCCUUGACACUUCUCCAGUCUCUCUCUCAGCCUGAGGAUUUCACCUUAAAACAGAAUCUUCAUGCCAGGAUAUCAGGUUUGCCUGUCUGUCCUGAGCUGGUGAGAGAGCACAUCCCUAAAACCAAGGAUGUAGGACACUUUUUAUCUGUCACUGGGACAGUGAUUCAAACAAGUCUGGUGAAGGUCUUGGAGUUUGAGCGGGAUUACAUGUGCAACAAAUGCAAGCAUGUGUUUGUGGUCAAGGCUGACUUUGAGCAGUAUUAUACUUUCUGCCAACCAUCCUCCUGUCCCAGCUUGGAUAGCUGUGAUUCUUCAAAAUUUACUUGCCUCUCAGGCUUAUCUUCAUCUGUGACCAAGUGUCGAGAUUAUCAGGAAAUCAAAAUUCAGGAACAGGUUCAGAGGCUGUCUGUUGGAAGUAUUCCACGAUCUAUGAAAGUUAUCUUAGAAGAUGACUUAGUAGACAAUUGUAAAUCUGGCGAUGACCUCACUAUUUAUGGAGUGGUAAUGCAGCGCUGGAAACCCUUUCAUCAAGACGUGCGCUGUGAAGUGGAGAUAGUCCUGAAAGCCAAUUAUAUCCAAGUAAAUAAUGAACAGUCUGCAGGGAUCAUCAUGAAUGAAGAGGUCCGAAAGGAAUUUGAAGAUUUUUGGGAAUACUAUAAGAGCGAUCCCUUUGCAGGAAGAAAUGAAAUAUUGGCUAGUUUGUGCCCUCAAGUUUUUGGCAUGUAUCUAGUAAAGCUUGCUGUGGCCAUGGUGCUGGCUGGUGGGAUUCAAAGGACAGAUGCUACAGGAACACGGGUCAGAGGUGAAUCUCAUCUUUUAUUGGUUGGGGAUCCUGGCACAGGGAAAUCUCAAUUCCUCAAAUAUGCAGCAAAGAUUACACCAAGAUCUGUGCUUACCACAGGAAUUGGAUCUACUAGUGCAGGUCUGACAGUAACUGCUGUAAAGGACUCAGGGGAAUGGAAUUUGGAGGCUGGAGCAUUAGUACUUGCAGAUGCAGGCCUAUGCUGUAUCGAUGAGUUUAACAGCCUCAAAGAACAUGACAGAACCAGUAUCCAUGAAGCAAUGGAGCAACAAACCAUCAGUGUUGCUAAGGCUGGCCUUGUGUGCAAGCUAAACACAAGGACCACCAUCCUCGCAGCAACUAAUCCCAAAGGCCAGUAUGACCCCCAUGAGUCUGUGUCGGUGAACAUCGCCCUUGGCAGCCCACUCUUAAGCCGAUUUGACCUAAUUCUGGUUUUGCUUGACACCAAGAACGAAGACUGGGAUCACAUCAUUUCCUCCUUUAUCUUAGAAAAUAAAGGUUACCCAAACAAAUCAGAGAAACUCUGGAGCAUGGAAAAGAUGAAAACCUACUUCUGCCUUAUUAGGAAUCUGCAGCCCAAGUUAUCAGAUGUGGGAAAUCAAGUUCUUCUUCGCUACUACCAGAUGCAAAGGCAGAGUGAUUGCCGGAACGCCGCCCGCACCACCAUCCGCCUGUUGGAAAGCUUGAUCCGAUUAGCAGAAGCUCAUGCUCGCCUGAUGUUUCGUGACACGGUGACUCUGGAAGAUGCUAUCACAGUAGUGUCAGUAAUGGAAUCUUCAAUGCAGGGAGGCGCGCUGCUAGGUGGCGUGAAUGCACUUCACACUUCCUUUCCAGAAAAUCCUCUGGAGCAAUACCAAAGACAGUGUGAACUUAUUCUGGAAAAGCUGGAGCUGACCAACCUCUUGAAUGAAGAGCUAGCAAGACUUGAAAGGUUACAGAAUCAGAGUGUGUACCCAUCCCAACCAUGGGCCAGGGAGGAAGAAUCUACUCCAGGAUUCUCGAGAAGUGAUCCAGAGGGAGAAUAUAAUUUCAAAACUUCAACGCAAAAAGAAAUGAAUUGCAACAUACAUACCUCUCCCACCGGAGGCAGUCCUAAGGGGAGCCCCCUAGUCAAUCCCCCAUCCCAUCUGGGGCCUAAUAUACCAAGUGGGAAACAUUCAGCUGAGCACAAAAAUAGAGAUGACAGUUUGGACUGGUUUGACUCCAUGGCAACUCAUCAGAUGAAACCUAACAACACUGUUCCUGUGUCUCCCAGUCCCAAAACAACUGGGGGAAAAAUGGCUUUGAAAAUCUCCAGCAACAAAUCUCAGGGUAAGGAAGAGAGUAAGCCAGGCCAAAAGAAACAUUUGGAAAUUGGACAGAUUCCAGCACCUGGAGAGAUAGAGACUCCUUUGAGGUCAGAUAAUAUUGAGGGUAAGAAGGCCAAAACGGCAGCAAUUGUUACGGAAGCAUCUGCUGAUGAACCAGACUCACUGCUGACUCAUCAUGUCCCCAGAAAACUGCACAAAUUGCGCAAGGGGCGGGCCCAGGAGCUGUGCAGAAAAUCCACCAGGGCGCCUGUGCACACCCGCCCCUCUCCUCAGUCUAUUCCUUUACAAAACCCAGACAACACAUUGGGGUCUCCCAAAAGGAAGAGACAUAAACCCUUCACUCAGGUGGAAGAGCAUGAGUGUGUUGAUAGUCCAGUUCUUCCUGUGGCCAAACUGGCCAAGUUUACUUUCAAAAAGAAGUCCAAACUGAUCCACUCCCCUGAAGACUCUAGUAAUGUGACUCCUGGUGCAACUGGAAUAGUAGUUCAGAGUCCUAAGAUUUCCCGACAUAGAACAGGAAAAGAAGCAGCUCUGCCUAAGAAGGAUCCAGAAAAAUUGACCCCCAUCUCAGGAAAUAGAAGCUCAGAUCAGUCGCAGCGGAAGACAAAGGAGGCAUCACGGCAAACACCAGAGAAAGAUGGACCAAGAGAGAAGAGGGAAUGUGCCCCUGAAAAGAGAAUUAUUCUGCCUGGUUUAGAGCUUGGCAGCAAGACUGGGCAUUUUCAUCUUACUUGUGAAAGAGACAGGAAAGAAGAGGUUUCAUGCAAUAAUAAAGGCAGUAAGGUUCAUGCUGGCACAUUAGCCAAAUUGGCAAACUUCUCUUUUACUUCUUCCUCUGAAUCCAAAUCAGAAUCCCCUCCUCCUCCUGAAAGUAAGAACUGGGGUACAGGAGGCCCUAACCCUUCUUCUACAAUCACGGCUUCAGUGCAUGGCAGUAAAAGGAAAACUUUUCAGCUGGAGGGGUUCACUGAGAAAUCGAUUCUUUCAAAAAACCUUCUCUUCACUUUAACAGAACUAGAUGAAGAAGCAUUAGACUUUGAUUGGGAUGAAGAAAUGAGAAAAAAACCUUAAUCAUGAAAAGCUUUGUGGUCGAAUUUCAACUUUCCAACUCAAUGGAGCACCUUCUCAAUGUCAACAUGGUAUCAGUAAAUGGACAGAACGAUUGGAUGUAUUAAGUGAGCACCGUUCUGAAUGCUGGCUUCCUCAAGUUUUACAACCCAGGUUUAGCUUGUCACUUAAAAUGUGCAAUCAGUUUAGGUCGGUGUGAUAACAGCACUUGAAUCAACUUAUUUGACAUUGUGCUUAAUUUUGCAAAUGGGGUACAUGUAUUCCCAAUGAUGUCCCUAUUUCAGUUUGAUUUGUAUUUAAGGUGAAGGAUCUUCCCUAGACCCAAUCUCUUUUUCACUCCAUAGAAAUGCAGAUAGAUAGUGCUCAUAACACUAACAAGGCAAAUGAACUAUUUUUUUUUCCCCACCCAAGAUUCACUGAGUAUGUUGAAUAUUAUUGUGAUUGUCAAAAUCAUGUGAACUUUCAAAUAGUUUUUAAAAACGGAUUCCCAUGACUAAUGCUUUUCUUUCCUUGAGAGACAUCUUCACAAUUCCAUGUAUUCCUAAAGAUCUGGCAACUGGUCACAUAGUAGCUUUCUGAAGGACUGACUUUUUGGGUUUUCCUUUCUUUCUUAAUCCAACAUGGUGUACUUCAGAUUCUUUUAUUUCUUAGGGACCUACCUUCAAACAGAAUUUAAGCCCUGUGGUUGUGAAGAGAGAGACUGUAUAGUAACUCCAAUCAUAACAUACCCAGGAGGUUCAUACAGAAAUGUGACCUUACUAAAUUAUGACUCAUUUGUCUUAAAACCAAACAAAUGAAUUGUUAUGAUUCAUUUGUCUUUAAAACCAAGUAAAUGACUGUAUUUAGUAGGAAUAGACAAUUCAAAUUUUGUUUUAAGUGUUUUUAAAAUUAUUUUUUCCUUUGUGUUCUAGCAAGGUUUGUUAGAAGUCCUUGAAUAUAGCCUUUCUCUUCUAAAGCAUAAAUUUGAGAAAUAACAAUUAAUUGAUUAUUUAACUCUCUGAGGGAAUUUUUGAACAAAAAUACUCAAAAUUAUAUAUACUUUAAUAUUCACUUCAU